GUCCAUCAGAGCCGGUUAACAGCAGCGUUGCCAAUUGACCAUAAUAGUUGCGGCACCUUCAGGAUUUAUUUGUAUCUGGUUAGCGGGAGUCGCUUCAGGGAGUUUCUGUUUUCUUUGCUUCCGGUGAAGUGGGGGAAUGGAUGGGCUUGGGGAAGAUAUGAAGUUGUUAAAACUCUGCGUGCCUUUUAUUUGGUUUGGUUUGGUUCAUACGUACAACAUUGAUCUGGAACACCCAGUCGUUUUUCAGGGAACUAGCGGGACUUUCUUCGGGUACUCGGUGCUGGAGCAUUUCCACGACAACACCCGGUGGGUGCUGGUUGGGGCCCCCCAGGCGAACUCGACUUAUAGUUCAUCUGUGCAGUCCCCGGGCGCCUUGUACAAAUGUCGAAUCCACAGUAACCCCGCCAACAGAUGUACAGAGUUGGACCUGGGUCGAGGGAAUCAGCAAGGAAAAUCUUGUGGUAAAACUUGCAGAGAGAACAGGAACAAUGAGUGGAUGGGAGUGAGUCUGUCCAGACAGGAAGGAGGCAAUGGUAGUAUUCUGGCAUGUGCACAUCGUUGGAAGAACGUCCACUAUGAGAAUGAUCACAUCCUGCCCCACGGUGCCUGCUACAUCAUUCCACCUAAUUUAUCCCCAAAAACGAAAGAGUUGCUCCCCUGCUACCAAGAAUAUAAGAAGAAAUAUGGAGAGGAACACGGCUCCUGCCAAGCUGGGAUAGCAGGCCAUUUUGCUGAAAACCUUGUUGUAAUGGGAGCACCUGGGUCAUACUACUGGACUGGUACAGUGAAAGUUUACAGUUUGAAAGAUGGCAAAAAUUAUCAUUUUGAGGAUUCAGGUUUUGGGUCCAGCCACUACCGUUACCUGGGGUACUCAGUGGCUACAGGCCACUUCACACAACCCAGUUCUUUGGAGAUCGUAGGAGGAGCUCCGCAAGAUGGAGGUGUUGGAAAGGUGUACAUAUUUAAAAUUGAUGUAGAUAAACUCUCAACAGUGUCCACUUUGCCAGGAAAAGAGAUGGGCUCGUAUUUUGGCUCAUCACUGUGUGCAGUUGACUUGAAUGAAGAUGGUUACUCAGAUCUUCUAGUUGGAGCUCCUAUGUCCACGCAAAUAAGAGAUGAGGGUCAAGUAACAGUUUUCAUCAACAGAGGCAAUGCAGUCCUGGAAGAACAGCAGGUUUUGAAUGGAGAUAGCAUGUACAAUGCUCACUUUGGAGAGUGUAUUGGUGCUCUUGGUGAUAUUGAUGAUGAUGGCUUUCCAGAUAUAGCGAUUGGAGCACCUAAUGAAAAUGAUUUUAGAGGAGCUGUCUACAUUUAUCAUGGAGAUACCAAUGGAAUUGUCUCCAAAUAUUCAAUGAAGGUGUUGGCACAGAAAAUCAAUCCAGAAUUGCGCAUGUUUGGCCAAUCCAUUUCGGGAGGAGUGGACAUGGAUGGAAAUGCUUAUAAAGAUGUAACCAUUGGUGCUUUCAUGUCAGACAGUGUGGUUCUGCUGAGAGCUCGUCCAGUUAUUACUAUGGAGAUUGUUAUCCUCCUUCCCAGCUCAAUUAACAUCACAGCUCCACAGUGCCAUGAUGGCUUGCAGUCAUUCAACUGCCUAAAUGUCACUACUUGUUUCCGCUUUCAUGGCAAGCAGGUCCCUGGUGAAAUAGAACUGGUUUACAAUCUGACAGCAGAUGUCGUCAAGAAAGAGAAAGGCCUACAGACCCGAGUUUACAUCCGUGCAAACGAACCAGUGAGCCAGGUCACGGAGAAGAUCGGGCUGACCUCCAAGAUGGAGAGUUGCAAGCAUUAUUUUGUCGUUGUCAAGCGGGAGGUGAAGGAUGUGAUUGCACCAAUUGUCUUUGAAGUAUCAUACAGACUGGGCAAGCACAAAAUUGGUGACAAGACUCUGAAGGAUCUUCCAGCUUUGCAACCAAUCCUACGCUGGAAGAAAGGUCAUAAACUUGCUCAUCGAAACCAGACUGUUUUUGAAAGGAACUGUAUGUCAGAUGACUGUGCUGCUGAUCUGCGACUUCAAGGCAAGCUGUUCCUGUCCAGCUUUAAUAGACACAAGACUUUCCUAGCACUGGGGGCAGUGAAGAACAUCUCUGUGAAUGUGACCAUCUUAAAUGCUGGGGACGAUGCAUAUGACACCAACGUUUAUUUUAACUUCUCUCAAGAGCUCUUCUUCAUCAAGAUGUGGCAGAAGGAAGAAAGAGGCACUAACUGUGAGCUGGUGGAGUCAGACUUCCUGAAAUGCAGUGUGGGAUUUCCUUUCAUGAGACGACAUUCUAAGUAUGAAUUCAGCGUGAUUUUUGAUACAAGUCACCUUUAUGGAGAGCAGGAGAAUUUGGAAUUCAUAGUCACAACACAGAGUGGGAACGUAGAGCAUAAUGACACUCUGCAUGACAACACACUUAUCCUCACAAUGCCUCUGAAACAUGAAGUGGAUACUGCUGUUACAGGGUCUAUUUCUCCAGCCUCCUUUCUUUAUGGUGAUUCAGUGGAUGCUUCAAGAUUUAUUCAGAUGGAUGAUAUGUCCUGUUUCUUUCAACCAUUCAACUUGACAUUUCAGGUUAUAAACAUGGGCCCAAGCAGUGCACCUGGUCUGGCUGUCCAAAUUCUGAUUCCUAGCAGGCUCUUUACAAAUGGGGCAGAUAUCUUUCUUGUCAAGGAGGCUGUGGUUGGUCAGGGAGGCAAUUGCACCUACCGCCAGAGCAUUCAACCUUGCUUCAUACCUCAAGAUAAAGAGAAUAUCUUCCACACAAUCUUUGCCUUCUUCACCAAGUCCGGCAGGAAAGUGCUGGAUUGCGAUAGACCUGGCCGACCUUGUUUGAUCAUCGACUGUGAAUUAUUUUCUGUAGCAAAGGAAGAAACCAGAAACAUUUAUGUCCACUUGCUACUGAAUACUGAGAUAUUGAAAAAGGACAGUGCCUCAGUUAUUCAGUUUGUAACCAGGGCAAAAGGAAUGGUCUCAGAAGACAGAAGAAUAGUGGAGGUGGCAGGUGGACUUCCUGAAGAUGCAACAGUGGUGUUUGAAGCAUUGCAUAAUCUGGAACCUCGUGGUUAUGUCGUGGGAUGGAUCAUCGCUAUUAGUCUGUUUGUUGGAAUACUCAUCUUCCUGCUGCUUGCUGUUUUGCUCUGGAAGAUGGGCUUCUUUCGCCGAAGGUACAAAGAAAUCAUUGAAGCUGAGAAGAACAGAAAGGACAGUGAAGAAAGCUGGGACUGGCUCCAGAAAGACCAGUGAGCUCCAGAGAAUUAAAUCAUGUGACAUGCAGCAGAUAACUGACCCUGCUCCAGAGCCUUCCAUAUCUGGAAGAGAGAUCCUUCUCCAGAUUUUUUGGAGAACUGAUAAUUGAAUAUUUGUGUAAUUCAGCAGCUGGAAGUGUUCCUGAGGCAGACACACCAAGCAGAAGAUCUGUUGUGUGGUGCUUGGGCUUCCUUUAAGAAUUAAGAAUGCAAAUGCUGUGGAGACUAAGAAUGGAAGAGAAUAGGAUUUGCAACAACACAGCCCUCAGGAGAUAAAUUCUCUUUGUGUGUUUAGUAAAGAAAAGCAAAUAUUUUUAUAAGAGAAGAACUUGUCUGUUCAAAUGUUUAUUCCUUUAUAUUUUUAUCCAAAAGUUUUUAUCCAAAUGUAAUUUACUCAUAUUCAGUUGUUUAUCAGACUCACUGCACUGAUGUCUUGCUCAGAGCCUGAGUGAUGACAAUUUGAUGAAGAAGCUAUUUUGCCAGAAGCUCUUUGCAGUAAGAUCAACCUUGGUGAUGAAAUUCAUGACCACUUGCAGAGUUAUCUACCACUUUCAGUACUGUACAUACUUUGCACUUUGCCUCAAUCUCUUUUCCAUUAUCUGCUGUCUGAAACAGUGAGAUUGUGUUGCUGUACACUAUAUAAAAUAUACUUUUCAGCCUAUCAUGGAAGUUGGGAGCAGCUGAGGAAUUAUUAAAGGCCUCCAUGCUCUAGUUAGCUCCAAGAAAAUGAUUUCUGUGUCAGGCCAUAAUUCAGAGACUUCUCCCCUCAUCAGCUAAAACUAUACCAUGUGUCGUUCGGUUAGAAUAAAGUUUGUCUAUGGUAAUCUCUAACACACAGUACUGACUUUUACCACUGGAUCUCAAGACAGGAACAAUGGCUGCCUACCUGCAUCUGCAGAGAAAAUAGUUGGUGGACUAGUAUGCAGGCAAUAGCACAAAACUUUCACGAAGUUUGGGAGAAAGCUGAUAAAGAAAGGAAUAAAACAGUUUCUGUAUUUCUACAGGAUUCCUAAGACACUCCUCGCACACCAAGUUAUCACAGAAAUAUUUGUUGAAUGAGAUGAGGGGAGAGAGACGAGGGAGAAGAAUUAAGGACUGGAGUGAAAACAGUCAAGUGGGGAACAUCAGAAGAAGUUUGACGACUGAGGAAAAGUGUGAGGAGGUUUAUUGUGAAGCAUCUGAUAGCAGAACUGAAAGUUUAAGAUACUUUACAUGUGGUGGAAAAUAAUGAGAGGUGCAUUUGCAGGUGGUGAGGAGGUAAGUGAAUUAGAUGGGAUAAAUUUUGAUUGCUUGGGAAAUUGAGGGCUGUGGGCAACUGGCAUGGUAGAAGAGAGGAAGCCUAGUGUAGAUCAGCCAUGAUCAUAAACAAGAAAUUCUGCAGAUGCUGGAACUCCAGAGUAUCAUACACAAAAUGCUGGAGGAACUCAGCAGGUCAGGGAGCAUCUAUGGAAAUGAGCUAACAGUCGAUGUUUCCAGCCAAGAUGAGACAGGAAAGGAAGGAGGAAGUUGCCAGAAUAAAGAAGUGGGGCGAAGGAAAGGAGGGCAAGUUAGAAGGUAAGAUAGCAGCAUGCUCAGACGCAGUGGCUUUUACAGAGGCAACCAAAGAUAUAAUUGACUUUUUUAAACAUACUUUUUGCAAUUGCAAGAACCUGCUGGACAUUGAAAACUUAAAGUACUUCAGGUGUACCCCAUCAGCGAGUUGCUUGUUGGCAGAGAAGCUAGAGGAUCUGGACGUGGUGUGGAUUGUGCUGCUGUUUGAGUCAGAGAGUCGGUGUUGAUGCACGAAUGUGGUGUCCGGCCUAACAGCGAGUGAUCGUCUUCCUCAAUUUUUCUUGUGAAUGCAAGACCCUGUUGGACAUUGUUAAUGUGGAAUUGCUGCAGGUUGGUUUCACUGGUUUAUUGGGUCAUGGUAAGAUGGACAGUGAAGGGGAGCUUCAUGGUCUCAGUUGUAGCAAGGACUAGGCAUCAAGCCGUGUGUCACUCAGGAGAGAGGCAUCGAAGCUGCUGCGUUCCACUGGAGUGCCAGAGGCAACUGGUGCAGCCUCCGUGCUGGGAAUGGUGUUGCCCCCAGUGUUCACUCAUUCAGCUGCAGACUGCUGCAGUGCCCAUGGACUAAGCUUUUCUGUGACUGUAUUUCACUGCUAUCUAUUCGUGUUAUAUGUACCUUGUGCUGUGUGUGACUGUUGGUUCUGUGCUUUUCACCUUGCCUCCGGAGUAACGCUGUUUCAUUUGCCUGUAUUCAUGGUAUUAGGGUAUGGUUGAAUGACAAUUAAACUAGAAGGUGAUAGGUGAAGCCAGGUGGGUGGGAAAGGUAAAGGGCUCGAGUGUAAGGAAUCUGACAGGGCAGGAGAGUGGACCAUGGGAGAAAGGGAAGAAGGAGGGGCGCCACGGGGAGGUGAUAGGAAAGUGAGGUAAGGGUAAGAGGCCGUGGGGAUAGAAGAAGACAGAAGGGGGAGGGAAAGAGAAAAUGAAAUUACCUGAAGGGAAAUCAAUGUUCAUACCAUCAGGUUGGAGGCUACCCAGAUGGAAUAUGAAGUGUUGCUCCUCCACCCUGAGCUGGCUUGAUCAUUGCAGAAGAGGGGUCCAUGGACCAAUAUAUCAAAUGUGGAUUUGAAAUAAAUUGGUUGGAAACCCAGAAAUUUUGCUUUUGGCAGAUGGAGCGGAGGUGCUCGAGAAAGCAUUCUCCGAUUUAUGUCCGGUCUCGACAAUGUAGGGUUGGCCGCAUCGGGAGCAUUAGAUACAAUAGAUGGCCUUAACAGAUUCAGAGGUCACGUGUUGCCUCACCUGGAGGGACUCUUUAGGAGCCUGAAUGGAGGUGAGGGAGGAAGAGCUCUCACCUUCUAGCUUGUCCUCAUUCCCCUCCCUCACCUUUUUAUUCUGGCAUCUUACCCCUAAUGAAUGGUCUUAGCCUGACCCAUCGACUGAUUAUUCAUUUUCUCGGAUGCUGCCUGACCUGUUGAGUUCCUCCAGCAUUUUUGUGUGUGUUGUUAGUCAUGAUCAUUUUGGAAGGUGAAUCAGGUUUGAGGGACUGAGUGGGCUGAUUAUAUAUGCAUAGAUUCUUGUAUUGGAGUAAGGUGGAUUAAUUCCCGUGGUUUGUGUAUAUUUAGAAUGUGUUAACUUUGUUAAUUCCUCUUCAAAAGUGUCAUGAAGGGAAAUCCUUCUCACUGACUCUUGACUUUCUGGUGACUGAGAUGCUUGUGCAAUACUGAAAUAUGAUACUAACAAAAGCAAUACUAAACAUUCUGAGGAAAGUUUAAUUCUGGAGCUUUCAUUCGUGUUCUAGUUACCUUAAUACUCAACUAUUGCAAAGCAAUUCCAGCAGCCUCCCUUCUUUCAAUUUCUAUAAGCUUGAGGUAUUCAAACAUGCUGCUCACUGCCCUGUGUAGUGCACACCCAGUUAUGUUUCCCCAUUAUCCCUAUGCUCACAUUAGCUUCAAAAUAAGCAAAUUUUGAAAUUGUUGCCCACAAUUUCAAAUCCAUCCACGCUAUUGCCAUGUCAUUUCCUUCCAUCAUUCUGACAAUCAAAACAUCUGCUCAUUCCACUGAUUGAAACAUCCCACCAUUGACCAGGUGGAGUUAAAUUUACCCGAUAGAGGCAUAUCAAGUUAUAAGAGGUAUAGGGGGAGUAAAUACAAUCUUUUCCCCAUUUUAGAUACAUCAAGGUGAGGGUUUUAAGUUCAGAGGAAGGGGAUUUUAAAGGGGGAUUAAUUGGUAAGUGUGUUUAUUGCAUAAAGAAUGGUUGGUAUGUGGAAGUUGCUAUCUAAGGAAGUGGUUAAUUCAGCUAUCAUCACAACAUUAAAGAAGCUUUUAGACAGGUACAGUAAUUAAAUGGGAAUGUCUUUGAAGGACAUGCCCAUGUCCUAACGUGGGCAAAUAGCUCAGCAGGAACAUGCACCAUGUCCUGUACUACGAUGGCCCUCAAAGACUCUUACCAACAUCUCCUUAUUUGAUACGGAAAUAAAUUUUGUUUGAUGAUACUCUUGUGAAGCUAGAGAUAUAAUUGAAAUUGUUGAUGUGUGUCAUGUAGCAUAAUUAAUGAGUUUCUGUUAUUGAAUGUUAGUAGGUUAUUAAUUUCCUGACAUGGAUUAUGGUGGAAUGCAAUAUAAAUGAGGAUGAUUCAAACCUGCUAAGGAAUUCAGUUGACCUACAUGCAGUUUGCAAUCUGUUUGCCUGAAGCUCUGGAUAACAGCAUCACUGAACUUCCUUCCCUGACACAAUAGUGUAGUAAUCGGUGUAGCACAAUGCAGUAACAGCAUUCUGAAGAUCAGGAUUCGAUUUCUGCCACUGUCUGUAAGGACUGAACACUCUCACUGUAAUCAUGUGAGUUUGCCCUGGCUCUGGUUUCCUCCACAUUACAAAGAUUUUAAGUGUAGUAAGUGUGGGCAGCACGUCCUCAGACUGUGUUUGAUAUUGAUGCAAACGAUGCAUUUCACUGUAUAUUUCAAUGUGCAUGUGACAAAUAAAGUGAAUCUUUAUGUCUAUAAUGUAAGGAAACCAAAAUGUCUCCCAAAACUUCAAAUGAACUAAGUUCUCAGUGAGAUUUGUUCACUGUAAUACUUAACAAAGUAGAUUGUGCUUGAAGUUGGUGAUAAUUGUUCACAGCUUUACGCUGCAGGAGAUUUUAUUUAUUUGCAUGUGCUGGUAAUAUGCACUAAGCAUAGAUGGAGGUAACUGCAACAUUUUUGUGACAGGAAUGGGGCAGUAAUGCCAUUUGCUUGCUGAAGGUUAUGUCAUGAAGGUGAGUCUCUGGAAUUAGAUCACAAUUAGGGCAUGAUUGUACAUUGCAGGACAGAUUUAAAUCUGAAAAGCCUGCCUUCAUUUCACCAGGAUGUCGUCUGCAUUACUGGAUAAAUUCUGUAUUUUGCCCACUGAAAGAGAGCAGGAAAGGUCCAUAGAAUCAUAUUCUAAUAGGGCACUCAUUGGUAAACUUCAACAAGGUUCAGACACCCAGUGGAGAAGUAAAUGGGAAUAUAAUUACCUCUUUUUAUGUAGUUCUGUGACCUGAUUGAGUGAAAUUCUGGAUUAUUUAUUUAUGGAGUUACUACAUGGAAUAGGCCAUAACAGUCCUUCGAGUCACGCUGCUCAGCAAUCCCCCGAUUUAAUCAUGGAACAAUUCACAAAGACUAAUUAACCCACCGCUCAGACUGUGGGAGGAAACCAGAGCUGCCAGUGGAAACACACACGGUCACAGGGAGAAUGUACAGGACAGCAGCGGGAAUUGAACCCGGAUCGCUGCUACUGUGAAGCAAUGUCCGAACCACCACACUACCUUCUGCAAGGCGCUCAGGGGGAAAUGACAACAGAAUCUCCAGUGUGGAUCUAAAUCAGUGUGAAGUCAGGUUCACAGAAUGGCAAUAAUGGUUGAAUGCUCUUCAAUAUUGGUUGAUAAUCAAGUCACAGAAAAGAUACAAAUAUAAAAUUGAUUUUUCUCAAUAAAGCACACUGGUCACUGCCUCAACAAAAAUAAGUAACUUGUCAAGUAGAUUUAUUCCAUACUCAUAUGUUCACAGAAAGUUCAGAUCAAUAAGAAAAUGUUAUUUUAACUGUUGGAGAGAAUGUACACCUCACAGAACAACUGCACGUCUGUCAGAACCUCAUUGUGUAAACAUUCCAACCAGCGGCGUUUGAGACUCAAUGUCAGACCUUGAUAAUUGGGCAAGAGAAAGAGCUGGACUCUGGACUUUAUCUUGGAAGAAUGUAAUUGCUAUGAAACUAAUGACUUGCCAAUCUCCAGCUUAAAAAAGAAAAAAAAAAUCUCAAUAUUUUUGUGGCAGUCCAUUUAUUAAACUUGUUACUACUAGCA
Hypanus sabinus (Atlantic stingray) is the source of this 9028-nucleotide messenger RNA. It is a transcript of the gene itga9, whose product is annotated as integrin, alpha 9. Gene Ontology annotation, biological process: cell-cell adhesion; cell-matrix adhesion; cell adhesion mediated by integrin. Bases 137 to 3223 code for a protein of 1028 amino acids. Gene Ontology annotation, cellular component: external side of plasma membrane; integrin complex. The record is from RefSeq and is a predicted model, not a curated record. The transcript is spliced from 28 exons. Gene Ontology annotation, molecular function: integrin binding. Lineage: Eukaryota; Metazoa; Chordata; Chondrichthyes; Myliobatiformes; Dasyatidae.